Messenger RNA from Molossus molossus (Pallas's mastiff bat), 1870 nucleotides. RefSeq names its product hypocretin receptor 2 (gene HCRTR2). Gene Ontology annotation, molecular function: orexin receptor activity. Gene Ontology annotation, cellular component: membrane. Bases 363 to 1697 code for a protein of 444 amino acids. The record is from RefSeq and is a predicted model, not a curated record. The transcript is spliced from 7 exons. NCBI's taxonomy places the organism in Eukaryota, Metazoa, Chordata, Mammalia, Chiroptera, Molossidae. Gene Ontology annotation, biological process: feeding behavior; G protein-coupled receptor signaling pathway; circadian sleep/wake cycle process.
CUACAGCUCUCCACCAGCGCGGGAGGAGGCUGCGGGCUGCGGACUCAGUGCUGGAAUGAGGAGUAAUUGAGCUUAAGCCGAGCCGAGGUAGCGUCUCCUCCCGUGUCACUGCUGCAGCCUCCAGGGCCAGGUCCCUAGGUUCUCAGCCGCCUGGUCCUCCGUACAGAACCGCCCUGCAAAGACACCAAAGGCGCGGCAGAAGUUGCCUGGCACAGGACUCCGGAGGCAUUGGCUCCUUAACUUUUCACGUCAUUUUCUGCUCCGGAGCCCCUUCUCGCCUCUUCCCACCGCGAACCCCCAGAGCUCAUGGGGCAGCGGAAGAGCAGCUUGCAGCACUGAGCCGAACCGGACUCGAGCCCGUGAUGUCCGGCACCAAAUUGGAGGACUCACUCCCUUGUCGCAACUGGUCAUCUGCUUCGGAGCUGAAUGAAACUCAAGAGCCCUUUUUAAACCCCACCGACUAUGACGACGAGGAAUUCCUGCGGUACCUGUGGAGGGAAUACCUACACCCGAAAGAAUAUGAGUGGGUCCUGAUCGCCGGCUACAUCAUCGUGUUCGUGGUGGCUCUCAUUGGGAACGUCCUGGUUUGUGUGGCAGUGUGGAAGAACCACCACAUGAGGACGGUGACCAACUACUUUAUAGUCAACCUUUCCCUGGCUGACGUGCUCGUGACCAUCACCUGCCUGCCAGCCACGCUGGUUGUGGACAUCACUGAGACCUGGUUCUUUGGACAGUCCCUGUGUAAAGUGAUUCCUUAUUUACAGACGGUGUCCGUGUCUGUGUCCGUCCUCACACUGAGCUGCAUUGCCUUGGAUCGAUGGUACGCAAUCUGUCAUCCUUUGAUGUUUAAGAGCACAGCCAAGCGAGCCCGGAACAGCAUUGUUGUCAUCUGGAUUGUCUCCUGCAUUAUAAUGAUCCCUCAGGCCAUCGUCAUGGAGUGCAGCACCAUGCUCCCAGGAUUAGCCAAUAAAACUACCCUCUUCACUGUGUGUGAUGAGCGCUGGGGAGGUGAAAUUUACCCCAAGAUGUAUCACAUCUGUUUCUUUCUGGUGACAUACAUGGCACCACUGUGUCUCAUGGUGUUGGCCUACCUGCAAAUAUUCCGCAAACUCUGGUGCCGACAGAUCCCUGGAACCUCAUCAGUAGUUCAGAGGAAAUGGAAGCCACUGCAGCCCGUUUCGCAGCCUCGAGGGUCAGGACAGCAGACCAAGUCCAGGAUUAGCGCUGUGGCUGCUGAAAUAAAGCAGAUCCGAGCCCGACGAAAAACAGCCCGGAUGCUGAUGGUUGUGCUUUUGGUGUUUGCAAUUUGCUAUCUACCAAUUAGCAUCCUCAACGUGCUAAAGAGAGUAUUUGGGAUGUUUACCCACACGGAAGACAGGGAGACUGUAUAUGCCUGGUUUACAUUUUCACACUGGCUUGUAUAUGCCAAUAGUGCUGCGAACCCAAUUAUUUAUAAUUUUCUCAGUGGAAAAUUUCGAGAGGAAUUUAAAGCCGCAUUUUCUUGCUGUUGCCUCGGAGUUCACCAUCGGCAGGAGGAUCGGCUCGCCAGGGGGCGGACCAGCACCGAGAGCAGAAAGUCUCUGACCACCCAGAUCAGCAACUUGGAUAACAUAUCAAAACUCUCAGAGCAAGUUGUGCUCACCAGUAUAAGCACAAUUCCUGCAGCAAACGGAGCAGGACUGCUUCAAAACUGGUAGAAUAUUUAUCGAUAUGACAAGGAUACCUGAGCGAAACUACUCUUGCUUUUUUUUUUUUAAUCUUUGUUCACAGAAAUUUUAUUGGAAUUAUCUGAAGCUAAAAUGACUUUGUGGACCCAUUUUUGAAAGAAAAAAAAAACCCAUUGAUCUUUGGAAAUAAAAGUCAGUUUAAA